AUGGGAGCAGAACAAUUGUCUUCCGUCAUGGAAGCCGUGGGCAAAAAGGUCGAUCCAAACCUCCGCGAUCGUAUUGAACGUGAGAGCGAAUCUACAUUUGCGACGGCCAGACUUUGGGACGAUGGGAUCAUUCCUCCCUCACACACGAGAAGAGUCCUGGCCAUGGGCUUGCAGGCUGCUCUCUCGGGCAGUGUCGAGGACAAGAAGACUGAGUGGGGUGUGUUUAGAAUGUAG
Aureobasidium uvarum is the source of this 234-nucleotide messenger RNA. NCBI's taxonomy places the organism in Eukaryota, Fungi, Ascomycota, Dothideomycetes, Dothideales, Saccotheciaceae. The record is from the annotation of a GenBank genome assembly.